Molecule: messenger RNA, 642 nt
Organism: Babesia bigemina
Lineage: Eukaryota; Apicomplexa; Aconoidasida; Piroplasmida; Babesiidae
Exons: 3
Coding region: 1-642 (213 amino acids)
Source: RefSeq, a predicted model, not a curated record
AUGCCUGUUCGCGGCUGCCUCGUGAUUAGGAGAAGCAUCGCAACCAGACCUACGAAGGAGCAGUUGGCCCCUCUGCCAGCAGCUCCACUGGGUAGAAAGCCCACAGGCUACCGAGGCAACCACCAGCACAAGAAGGACCUCAACGACCCGGUAUAUCCAACCACAAAGGUACCGGCUGCGCUCGUGCCCAGAUUCCCGCUAGACUGGAGGAACGCCGGCAGGUUCCUGAUCACUGCCGCCCUGGCUAGGCUUGAGGACCGGCGCAUCCUUCGCCACCCGCAGAGUCUGCGUUUCCAGCAGGAAGGACCUUGCGGCGCGCGCUGUAGUCUGCACUGCUCCAAAUCGCCGUACCGCUGCCUGUGUGCCUGGCGAGUGCGCGGGUCGCUCCAGCACGCUGCGCGAGUGGACAACAUCCUCGUGUCGUUCAAGGGGCCGAUACACAACCCCAAGCUGUUCACCGUGCCGAGGCCGGUGGCGCAGAAAAGCACUCACCAGGCCCGGCGCUUGCUGAUAGACGAGAACGGGGUGUAUCGGGUGGAGAAGAAGUCGUAUCGCUACCCGGUGUUCAGCAGCAGGGACUCCCAGCCGGCUUCGGCGUACCACGGGCAGGUGCCGGACUACGAGCCGACGUUCAAACUGUAG